Cuscuta campestris is the source of this 1064-nucleotide messenger RNA. The record is from the annotation of a GenBank genome assembly. NCBI's taxonomy places the organism in Eukaryota, Viridiplantae, Streptophyta, Magnoliopsida, Solanales, Convolvulaceae.
CUGUAGAUCGUGAAAAGACAAAGGCGAAGAUAAUUUCAAGAGGAAGAUAGUAUUUGUAUUGUUUAAAAAUAAAGGUUUCAAUUUAAUUUACAAAUGGCCCCUAAACCUCUAGAAAAAUAACUUAAACCCCCCUUAUCCCAUUCUUAGGAGCAAACGCAGAGAGUGAAUCAGAGCUACAUACAAUUCCUAUAUGAUUCGUCCCGGAAUCGGAUCUCUAUACGCAGGCUACCGGCAGUGCCGCCACCAGCCACCGCAGCAGCGGCGGCGGAUCUCCUCCACGCCGCAUCUAGCUUCAUGGAUGGACAGAGUCAAGGCGAUCUUCACGGGCCAGAAGCCCUCCGAGACCUUCAAUCUACUAUCGUUCGCGAAUGAGCUGAGCAAUGCGAGGAAGGUGUCUAAUUGGAAGCAGUACGUGGUGGGGAGAAGUAGCGACGCUACCUUCGCGGAGGCUUUUGCUAAGAAAGAGGCCAUUCUUCGAUGCCUUGGCGGAUUUGAUAACACUGGAGAGAAUCUUCGAAAUAGUCAAAAGCAAGAGGCAGCAAAGCUUUGUAAGUGCACAAUAGCAGAAGUUGAGAAUGCAUUGGCAAUGUAUACGUGGGCGAAAGAAGCACAGAAGAAGAUUGAGAGGUUGAAGGAAGAAGGAAAACCCAUGCCAAAGAGCAUGAGUGAGAUUCAACAGUUAAUGGGAUCAACUCCUAUGGAUCUCGCAAGAUCAAACUUGGCAAAAAGUGGGCAAAUGAGUAGGAAUGCUCCCUGCCCAUGCGGUUCAAAUAAGAGAUAUAAGAGAUGCUGUGGGAAGGAUUAAGACCAACCGUCCGAAGUCAGUCGUGUGGUUCAGCUGCACAUACCCAAGGGGCCCAAUGGAUUUUGUGAAUGAAUGAGUAAGGACACAAUUUUAUACUAAUGCAGCUGUGCUGGUUUGUUUUUUUCUUUGCUCUGCAAUAUUCUCUUUUACCUUAUUUCAAAGAUUAUUCAGAUUGUCUGUUUUUGAGUACCACACUGACACGAUGUAAGAAGAUGGAAAGAGAUUGGGACAAAAGUGUUCCUCGAGAUCGGUUUGGUCU